AUCAACAAGUGUUAGGAUGGAUAGGCCCACAGCCACAUCAAGUGACUCUUCCCCAACUGCAGAGAACCAAGAGGUGGAAUCAGACUUUCUCCGAAGUGUGCACGCUCUUCUCCGAGAACUUGAUGGUCACCACCCAGCCUUCCAGAGUGAGCAAGGGAUGCUGCAAUGGACCUUGCACAAGAAAAUUGACAGGAAUCUGAACAAUGGAGUCCUCUUGGUCAAAAUCUUGGUGAAAGAAUUGGAAAGGGCAGAAAGAUGUGGCUAUCGACAAUAUAUCAUCCCCUUGCUUCAUACGCUGAUGUACACAGUGGUGAAGGUUCCUUGCAUUCCAGAUGAUUUGUAUGAAAGGAUGUAUGAUUUCUGCAAGAAGUUACUCACUCUGCCAAAACCUUACUGCACCCUUGGACUGCAUUAUGCUUGGCAGUUAAAACUGGAAAGGACAGUACCAGGAAUAUUAUAUCAAAGAAUGGUCUCUGCAGAGCAAAGUCUCAAGAAUGACUCAUUACCAUAUCAGGAAAAGAUUUUCAUGUUUGCAGAUCCAGAUUUGCUCUCUGAGGAUGUGUGCAGGGCAAUUGCCACUGAGGUCAAGGCUGCUCAGGCAUCGCACUGCACCAGAUCCUGCAUGAUCUGUGUGAUAGAACAUGCUCUCCAAGAAGGGCUAAAAGAACUCUGUGAUUUUAGGACAUUGCAAACAAUUCUUCAGGCAAAGCCCCUAGAUGUGAUUGAGCACUGUUUCCAGCAGGUGGUAGCAGCCAUGGAACAUGCCGGAAGUGAUAUGAAUGCAGACUGCAGUCAGUAUGUUGAAGAACUGGAGAAAAUCUAUAGCACUGUAUUAACCACUUCAAAGAAAGAUGUGGAGGAGACUGCAGCAGAAGGAAGCCUAGGCACCCCUUUGCCCAGCCCCAACAUCAGCUUCCACUUGUGGACAGAUGAAGACCAGCUCUGGAAAGAGCUAGUGCUGUUCCUCCAUCCACAGAGUCAGUCCUGUGAAGAGGACUCUCUAAAUCAAGUAUUGGAUAGAUCUGAGAGUCAAGAAAUGGGACCUGACUAUGAUGGUUGUGAGCAGGCACGCUUCUCUGUGUUGUCCACCGACAGUGGUAUUGAGCGGGACCUCCCCAUGCCAGAUGAAGUUCCUGAAGUUGAGUGCUCCCGACUCCAGAGGAAGGGGGGCAUAAAGAAGAAGGCUUCUACUCUGGACUGCUUAUCACUCCUACAGACUGGCUGCAAUGAGCAAGGUGCAAAACCUGCUGGGAAAAUGCACUGGAAAUGUGGUGGUAAUGUAAUGGAACCCAUCGCUCAUAUGAAAAGACUGCACAUGGCUCGGGUCUUGGUUCUAGGUGAUGAUAGAGCUUUGGCACGCCUUGUCCAGGCUUAUUAUUCCUUGAGGAAGCGAGAGAGUAGACAUGCAUAUCUUACACCCAGGCUAAAAGUACAAUUUUAUUAUGUGCCUGUGAUGGAAGAACAGCCCAGCUCUUACUUCAUGGAGGAAUAUGCUCUGCCUGACCUGACAGAGCCUUGUGAGUUGGCUGCUUACCUUGGAAGAGUUGAUCCAUGGUACGAGAGCAAUGUCAACGCUCUGUGUCACAUGAUACCAAAGCUGGCCACCAUGCCCUCUACUCCAAGUAAAAUUUCUGUCUCAGAGCUGUUCAUCAUUGAUGUGAUCACAUAUUAUGUGCGUCUGGGUUUGCAUCCAAUCUAUUUCCAAGUAUAUACAGUGAAGCUUUUCUUCAAGAAUGAAGGUUUGGAACCAGCUGAGGACAUCUUCCUCAUUGAACUGCAUGUAGCCCUGGAAGAAUUUGACCCCUCCGGAGAUCUGUCUUAUUCCAAGGACUAUCUGCUGAUGAAGAAGAAACCUACUGUAGAGGUUCCUGGUGCAGAUAUUACACUAAUGUAUAAAAAGGUUUUGCUUAGUAACCGUGAGAAAGAGGAGACAUCUUCUUUGCGAUCCACAGGCUUGGUUAUGAAAGCCAUCCCCUCAAAUGAGACUGAAGAUCUGAUGCGCUUGAAUGUCAGCACUUCUGAAAUUGUAAAGACAGCCAACCUCUCAGGACGAUCAUAUUCUUUAGUUACAAAGAAGAUCCGAACACGCAACAUCAAAAUACAAAGCACAGAACACAGGUCCUUCACUGUGUGCCUGGACAAGGACUCCAGAAGAGUCUACAAGAAUGUGAUUGGCAUUGAAGUUUCCCCUUGUCUGGAACCUAGCUACUGCUUAGAAAAGACAAGAGCCAGACUGACUAGCUUGCCAGGAGAUGCAGAUGUUGGACUGUCCAAAUACUUGCCCAAGUCUUUGUUACUACCCAUUAAUACUUUUGCAAGCAUAAUUCAGUGAAGAAGCUGACAAUCACAACUAUUCAAAUAUUUUGCAGGGGCACUGAAUGCAUUGAACAGAAAGGUUCCAAGGGAAAGGCAAACAAGUCUGCUGUAGAAACAGCCUGGUCCAAUUUGGAGAAUGUGGGAGGUCAGAUAAUAAACUGGGGAAGAGAUGCAAGAAGAAGCAAUAAGGCGUGAGACUGUCAACCUUCUUCCAGUGUGCUCUGCAUAAUAUGCCCAGGAUUGUUGUAAGGAUAAUUUACUUGAGUUUUUUCUUAUACCAUAAAGGAGAGGAGGACAAUAGUUUUAGUUUUACCUUUCACAUAGUGGAUUGAAAUUAUGGUAAACAAAUGCUACAGUAAAUAAUUUUUCCUUCAAAUACUUUCUCAGGGUUUCAAGUUAAGAUUGUAGUUCUGUGGAAUCAGGCCCUGUUCAAUCAUGUUAGAGAUAGGAAUGCUAUUCUGUAGAACUGCCAAAUGUUGAUAAUGGUCACCAAAUUAAAGAUUUAGAAUUCA
This is a messenger RNA of Heteronotia binoei (common prickly gecko), 2828 nucleotides long. It is a transcript of the gene PIK3R6, whose product is annotated as phosphoinositide-3-kinase regulatory subunit 6. Bases 17 to 2332 code for a protein of 771 amino acids. Gene Ontology annotation, cellular component: phosphatidylinositol 3-kinase complex, class IB. The record is from RefSeq and is a predicted model, not a curated record. The transcript has 19 exons. NCBI's taxonomy places the organism in Eukaryota, Metazoa, Chordata, Lepidosauria, Squamata, Gekkonidae. Gene Ontology annotation, biological process: G protein-coupled receptor signaling pathway; positive regulation of MAP kinase activity. Gene Ontology annotation, molecular function: 1-phosphatidylinositol-3-kinase regulator activity.